CCUAACUGUUUUGCUUCUCGUUGCAUGCCUCUUUCUGACAGUUUGUCAUAUUUUCUGCUUUCUUUCCUUCCGACAUCUUGAACUACGUGAAACACGCGUUUUUCGGGUGUAAAGAAAUAAAUUUGAGAUGAAACUGAACAGAAACGUUUCCUCGUCGCGGCGCAAGAGCCGCAAACGCCAUUUCCAGGCCCCAUCCCAUAUCCGAAGGAAGUUGAUGUCUGCACCACUUUCCAAGGAACUAAAACAAAAGUACACCGUACGCUCGAUGCCGAUCCGUAAGGACGAUGAAGUGCAGGUGGUCCGCGGACAUUACAAAGGAAACCAGGUCGGUAAGGUAGUGCAGGUGUACCGUAAGAAAUUUGUCGUGUACAUUGAGCGGAUUCAGCGCGAGAAGGCCAACGGAACCAAUGUGUAUGUCGGUGUGCACCCAUCCAAAUGCCUGAUCGUCAAGCUGAAGAUGGACAAGGAUCGCAAAAAGAUCCUUGAUCGCCGUGCGAGCGGACGUCGGGCGGCUCUGGCCAAGGACAAGGGCAAGUACACUGAAGAAUCGGCUGCCGCUUCCGCGAUGGAAACCAGUUCGUAAACAAUUUGCCGUUAUUUUGUACAAUGCAAUGGGCGCGAGGUGCUUGGGCUGUUGUUGCAUCUUAAGAAAGUAAACAAUAAAUUAAGAGAAAUCUAA
Messenger RNA from Topomyia yanbarensis, 679 nucleotides. RefSeq names its product large ribosomal subunit protein uL24 (gene RpL26). The record is from RefSeq and is a predicted model, not a curated record. The coding region runs from base 128 to 583 and encodes 151 amino acids. The transcript has 2 exons. Gene Ontology annotation, cellular component: cytosolic large ribosomal subunit; ribosome. Lineage: Eukaryota; Metazoa; Arthropoda; Insecta; Diptera; Culicidae. Gene Ontology annotation, biological process: ribosomal large subunit biogenesis; cytoplasmic translation. Gene Ontology annotation, molecular function: RNA binding; structural constituent of ribosome.